Molecule: messenger RNA, 423 nt
Organism: Eimeria maxima
Lineage: Eukaryota; Apicomplexa; Conoidasida; Eucoccidiorida; Eimeriidae
Exons: 2
Coding region: 1-423 (140 amino acids)
Biological process (GO): mitochondrial translational elongation
Cellular component (GO): mitochondrion
Molecular function (GO): GTPase activity; translation elongation factor activity
Source: RefSeq, a predicted model, not a curated record
AUGGUCAAUACCCGCUUCGUUCUCCAAGGGGGGAAGGCCCACGAUGUGGACUCAAGUGACCUAGCCUUCCGCCUGGCUGCUGCGGGGGCCCUGCGGACAUUUGCAGCGGAGAGUCUGCCCGUGGUGUUAGAGCCCUUAAUGGUAGUGGAGGUGCGGGUGCCUAGGGAGAUGCAGUCAGCAGCUCUUAUGUUGCUUAACCGACGCGAGGGGAACGUCUCCAGUUGUACGCUAGAAGGAGAGAGUGUCUGUGUCUCUGCGCGCGUCCCUCUGCGGUGCAUGUUUGGCUUCAUCUCCGACCUUAGGGCGCAGACACAGGGCCAAGGGGAAUUCUCUAUGACAUUUGAGGCCUACCAGCAAAUGCAACACGCGCAGCAGCAAGCCCUGCUGCAGCAACAGCAACAGCAGCAGCGGCAGCAGAAAUAG